This is a messenger RNA of Olea europaea var. sylvestris, 560 nucleotides long. RefSeq names its product branchpoint-bridging protein-like. The transcript is spliced from 2 exons. The coding region runs from base 122 to 391 and encodes 89 amino acids. Lineage: Eukaryota; Viridiplantae; Streptophyta; Magnoliopsida; Lamiales; Oleaceae. The record is from RefSeq and is a predicted model, not a curated record.
AGUAAUCAAAAUAUUUAUAAUUUGUUACUUAUUUUAUGUUUAUUCUGACGUGGGAUAUCUCCUUUGACACUUGUGAUUUUAUUUAACAGGUCCAAUCAAUCGAGGAGAGCGUGGAUCAAAUAUGUCACCAAGAUCGUCCCCUGCUAGGCCUACAGCUCCAACUUUUCCAUUGCCAUUUACACCACCUCAGCCCCCGGCCAGCGGCUUAACACCACCACUACCACCGGAAGGAGACAUGACUCCACCAGCACCAGAAGGAGAUAUUGUUCCGACGCUGACACCGCCUGGAAUGCGACCGACUUUGACUCCAUCAGCAGCCCAGCCAGCUAAUAGUCUUUCACCAUCUCUUCUAGUUGCUGCUUUAGGAGUCAUUUUCUUCAUGUACUAUUAAUGUGCUAUAGACCUUUUUGUGCCAUAAUGUUUGUGCAAAUUAUUUUUUUAGUAAUUAGGGGACAUUUGUUUUUGAAUUGUUUGGAUAAAUUGAUUAACAUUUUUUUCUCAUUUUGUGUGCAAAAUGGUGAUUGUAAGAAAACAAUUGUUUUAAACAUUAUAUUCAUUUU